Molecule: messenger RNA, 854 nt
Organism: Onychostoma macrolepis
Lineage: Eukaryota; Metazoa; Chordata; Actinopteri; Cypriniformes; Cyprinidae
Product: toll-like receptor 13
Biological process (GO): inflammatory response; immune response; toll-like receptor signaling pathway
Cellular component (GO): membrane
Molecular function (GO): transmembrane signaling receptor activity
Source: RefSeq, a predicted model, not a curated record
UUGUGAAAAUGGCUGGAUUCUUGAUUGGGCGGAGAGCACAGAAAAAGUGCAGGUGAUCUUCUUGCAGAAGCAGAAGUGUGUCUGGCACUAUCAGAAACUCAACUUCUUGGUAACCAUGGAGAAGUUGUGUCAGACUGAUGAACAGUAUUUGCUAUGUAGCCACAGCUGGAAGUGUUUGUCUUCUGCUGUCGGCAGCCGCUGGAUAUCGCUUUGCUCGCUGGCCUUCUGUAGUCUUCUUCUUCCGCCUGAGAGGAUGGGUGGAGAGGAGGUUUGGUAGGCAGUGGCACAGGAGGAGGAGACGAGUCGAGGGGGCUGAUGGAGAGAUAGAGGAGAUGCGGUAUGAUGCCUUUGUGUCUUUCUGUAGCCGAGAUGAGGCCUGGGUCUUGGGGGAGAUGGCUCCUCGACUGGAAGAACAAGGGAACCCAAGACUGAGGCUGUGUCUGCACAACAGAGAUUUUGAGGUGGGUAAAGAUAUCAUGAACAACAUCACUGAGAGUAUUUACAGCAGUCAGUGCACUGUUUGUUUUCGGCGGUAUCUGCGCAGUGAUUGGUGCAGUCUGGAGAUGCGAGUGGCCACACACCGGCAGCUGGAAGAGCAGAAACACCGUCUCAUCCUCAUCUUCCUCGAACACAUCUCUCCUUUUGCGCUUUCUGCUUUCCAUCGUUUGGCCAGACUGGUGAAAUCACGUACAUAUCUGGACUGGCCAGAGGAUGAAGGUGACAGAGUGCAUUUCUGGGAUCGUCUAAGGAGGAACAUUGCAGAGGAAGACAAGGAAGCUUCUUGAAACUACACCUGCUGUGUUCCUGCUUGAACACAACUGUCAAAAAGCAAUGAUAAAACAAAUCUUAUUACU